AUGGAAGCAGAUGGUGUUGUUGAAGGGUUUAUGAAAAGCGUCGAAAUGCAGAAUUUGAAAUUUAAUAAACUGAUUGGUGACGGGGAUAGUAGUGUUCCUAAAAGAUUGUUAGAAGUACUACCUUAUGGCCCUAAUGUUUUAAUUGAAAAAAUAGAGUGUCGCGACCAUCUACUGCGUAACUACAGUCAAAAAAUAGCAGCUAUUGCAAAAAAAACUUGCUAUCCUAUAAAUUUACGCAAAUUUAUAAUUCAAAAUGCAAUGCGGUUUCGAACUGGAAUAGUAAAAGCUAUUCGUUUCCAAAAAAAUGAAAAUAAACCUUUAUGUCAACAAAUAUCAGACUUAGGCAAAGAUAUUUAUAAUAGUCCAUACCAUGUACUAGGACAACAUACAAAGUGCGCUUCGUAUUUUUGUCAAGGAAAUACAGUUUUGGAACAAAAUUUAGUUGUACAAGCUGAAAACAGUGGCAUGAUGUUAGAAAUAAUAAAUGCAAUAAAUCGUUUAGUCGCUAAUUCUAGUAGCUUAAUAACUGAUGUAGACAAUAAUGUAUGCGAACAGUUCAACAGCGUGAUAAAUAAAUACAUUGGGGGAAAACGAAUCAAUAUGUCACAAAGAAACGCGUAUAAUGCUAGGGUUGAAGCUGCAGUUAUAGCAUUUAAUUCAAAAGAAUACUUACGGACUAUACAUAAGAAUAUUAUGAAAAAAAGUCCAGGUAUGUUUGGUAAGACUUUUUUAAAAAAUGCCAAAAGACAAAAAUUAAAUAACCAAAGACGACGAGCAUUAUUCAUCAGAAAAAAAUACAGUAACAAGCAGCUUAAAACAUCGGGUCCUGAUGAAAACUAUGGUCUAGCAGAAGAAUUACCCCCUGAAAGUUCUUAUGAGGAUUUGACAAACAUGAAAAUUAAUUUUAUUAAUGAAAUUAAAAAUAUGGAUAGAGAACAAUUGGAGAAAAACACGAGAGACCAAGCAAAAUCGCAACUUUGGUACACAGAAAGGAGAAAACGAUUGACUGCUUCCAAGUUCGGAAAAAUAUGUAAAAUGCGUCAAAAUACCUCAUGUAAAAAUACGGUGCAUGAAUUAUUAUAUGGACAGACUAACCAUAAAAUUAAAGCCAUAGAAUAUGGUAGAGUCAUGGAGUCUGUAGCAAAACUUAAAUUCGAAGAACUGUUUAAUUUAAAAAUAAAAUCUGUAGGACUUUGCAUAGAUGUUGAAGUUCCUUACUUGGCUGCUAGUCCAGAUGGUUUUAUCGAAAAUGAUUUUAUUAUCGAGAUAAAAUGUCCUUUUUCAGCUAAGGAUAAUACAAGUUUAGAAGAUGCAAUGAAUAAUGGAAAAAUCAAAUAUUGUAUUAUUGACAAAAAUACAAAAACAAUUGAAUUAAAAAAAAACUGUGACUACUAUUACCAAGUGCAAGGCCAACUGCAUAUAACAGGGAGAACAAACUGUUAUUUUUUUAUAUUCACAGAAAACUGGAAUCAUACAAUAAAUAUUAAGUAUGAUAGUGAAUUUUGGUCGACUAAAAUGGUCAAACAGUUAAGUCUAUUUUACACCGAAUGUUUACUCCCAGAGUUGGUAAUGCCUCAAUAUGGUAAACGGUUAUUAAUCAGUGAUAUUCGUGAACCAGAUCACAUUAAAAAUAAAAUAAUUAAAGCCUAA
Messenger RNA from Macrosiphum euphorbiae (potato aphid), 1650 nucleotides. Lineage: Eukaryota; Metazoa; Arthropoda; Insecta; Hemiptera; Aphididae. The record is from the annotation of a GenBank genome assembly.